AUGGAGAGAUUUUCUCUGGUAUGUAAAGCUAUGUUUUGCUUUUUCUCGGUGACACAGCGUUACGGUAAGAUCGGAGUAGCGAUUGAAUCGGAUCAGUGGUAUCUAAAAGUGGCACUCAGUUUGGUGGUGCAAGGCGCCGAGCUACUGCUGUACCCAAGUGCCAUGGGUAGCAACCAGUAUGAUCCAAACUUUGACCCGCGUGAUCAGGGCAACGAGUGA
Messenger RNA from Peronospora belbahrii, 219 nucleotides. The record is from the annotation of a GenBank genome assembly. Lineage: Eukaryota; Oomycota; Peronosporomycetes; Peronosporales; Peronosporaceae.